AUGACAGUUGACUUUCUAUCAUGUGGAACAUGUUUUGUUACUUUUCGCCUUUCUGAUAUUAAUAUGUUUAUUGAGCAUAAAAAAGCAAGUUGUUGUUUCUUGAGAUCACCGUUUACUUCAAAUUUAGAAAAUAACAAAUGUUCUUCAUUGUUACCAUCAUUAACAUCAUCAUCAUUAGAAACACCCUCAUCAUCAUCAUCAUCAACAACAUCGUCGUUUUCAUCUUCACCUCCAUUGAUGACAUUAUCAUGUUCAAAUGUUAUGGACAAUAUUAAUAAUAAUAAUAAUAAUGAUAAUAAUCAUAAUACUUUAUUAGAAUCACAAAAUAGUAAUACUAUCUUUUUAAAAUGUGUUCAAUGCUCUCGUAAAUUCACAACUCCAUGGACAUUUUUAAUGCAUGUUCAAGUUGAACAUCAAUUAAUAUUUAUUGAUACAAUUGGAAAAUUUUCUAAAACAUAUGAACAACAAUUAAAAAAUACAUUCACAUCAAAUGUUGAAGAAUUAUUGAAUGAAACUAAUGUUAAUAACAAUGAUUUUAAUGUUGAUGUUGAUGAUAAUGAUGAGGAUGAUGAUGAUGAUGAUCAGUGUGAAAAUGGUGUACUGCAUACAAUUGAUAAAUUACUCUCAGAAAAAGUGAACAAUUCCGAUUCUGAUACAACAAUUACUUCUCCUGUUACAAAUGAUGAUAAUAAAUGUAUUAGUCCUAAUAAUAAUAAUGAUAAUAAUAAUAAUAAUACAAAUAGUACUACUGUUACACCUACUAUUACAAGUAACACUGCUCAUACCGAUAACAGUAGUAGUACUAGUAUUAAUAAUAACAGUCAUAAUGCAUCAACACAAACUUAUCUAACUGGAAUUAAACAACACAGUAUACCUCAUAGAAAACGUAAAUAUGUUAGUUGUUGUAUAGGUGAAUCAACAGUGACUUGUAAUAGACUUAACAAUAUAAAAACUUGUUCAAACGUGAAAAGUUGUAAUCUUACACUUUCAUCGUGUUGUAAUAAUUUAUCGACUGGAAUAUGUCCAUAUAAUUUUAAUAGCAAUAAUAAUAAUAAUAAUGAUAACAGUGAUAAUAGUAAUAAUAACAAUAAUGAUAAUAAUAGUAAUGGCAGUUCUAUGAAUUCUGAUAUAUUUGUCAGUGAUUAUUGUUGUACUACAGGAUCAAUUAUUUGUAAACCGACAACAUGUUCAAAUUUAUUAAAUACAAAUGAAAUAAUUACACAAGAUACAUCAAGAUGUACUGCAUCUACGGCAAUUGUUAGUUGUUGUAUGCGUAAACUUGUUUGUUGUACAUCAACACCGGUAACAUUACCAAUAUGUUGUGAUCGAUCAAUGCAAAAUGAAAUCAAUAAUAAUAAUAAUUUUAUUAUUCAAGAAACAAAAACUACCAAUACUGCUCGAAUUACAUGUUGUCCUUGUUCACCGAAAAGAUCAAUAAUUAGUCAAUCAUCUGAAGUACAAACUGAUUUCGAUCCAGAAUUCAGUUAUUCUGAUUAUGCUGAUUUAGCAACGUUAUUAAAUGCAGCUACACCGACAACAAUUACAAGUCCAUUAAAUUCAAUAUUAUCACCACAAUUACCAUUAUUAUCAGAUAUCAUUAUACAACAAUCAUUAUCACCUCCAACAUCACCACAACAACAAAAUAAUGAUAAUGAUGAAUAUUGUCAAAAUAUUGAAUUACAUUUAAAAAAUGACAUAAUUAAUAAACCUUAUAUUAAUGUUGUAAAUAAUAAUAGUAAUUUUAAAAUAAAUGAUAAUUAUUUAUCAUCACAAAUUGAUCAUAUCAAUAAUACAAAUACAGAUAUCAAUAAUGAUAAUUCAAUUAUAUUGAAUAAUUCCUCCUCAUCAUCAUCAUCAUUGUCAACAAUAACGACAACAAAUGUUGACAUAGAUGUAACAAUGAAAUCGAUGCCUGUUUCAUCUGGAAAUACUGUAAUUACAUCGAAUGUUAAUAAUAAUAAUGAUAACAUGAUCACAUCCACUGCUAAUGUUAUCUUUCAAAUGCCAACAAUAAUGCAUACAAAUUUGAUUGCUUGUCCUAAUAUUGAUAAUAAAAGUAAUAAUAAUAAUAAUAAUAAUGUCAAUAAGUAUUACUGUGAUUCAAUUCCACCAAGACGUUAUAUCUGUCGUGAUUGUGGUACAUCAUUUCGUCAAAAUGUUCAUUUACGUAAACAUAUUAUGAUACAACAUACUAAAGUAAAACCAUUCAGUUGUCCUUAUUGUCAAUAUACAACUGUUGAAAAAAGUCAUCUUACUGUACAUAUACGUACUCAUACAGGUGAAAGACCAUUUAGUUGUCGUGAAUGUAAUUAUUCAUCCGCUCAAAAUUGUACAUUAAAAUCACAUUAUUUACGUAAACAUCCAACUAAUUUAAUUAAAUGUAAUUAUUGUUCUGAAUUAUUUUUUACUGAAUUAGAAUUAACUAAACAUCUACGUGGAUGUAGUUUAUCAUUUCGUCAACAGUAA
Molecule: messenger RNA, 2466 nt
Organism: Schistosoma margrebowiei
Lineage: Eukaryota; Metazoa; Platyhelminthes; Trematoda; Strigeidida; Schistosomatidae
Source: the annotation of a GenBank genome assembly